UAGCCUCUCUCUGGUUCUCCCACGCUUCCGAUGUUUUGGGCCCCAGCCGUUGAAUAGCUGGAGGCCGUAGCCUUACAUAUAUUUCAAUGCGGCAACCGUCACUAAGAACGUCAAAUAUGAUGCCAAACAGAACUUCCAAUUUCUCAGAUUCCUCGACCAUGUCAACACACAAAUCAAGUCAGGGGACCAAUCUCCGACCUUUGCUCCCAGCUCCGCGCCCUCAUCCGGUAGCGACCCAUGUCGGGCAUCGACCCGCUCCUUUAGCACGAAGAAGAGUUCCUACAUCUUUAGCUUGCGAGUCCUGUCGACAACGGAAAAGCAAGUGCAACGGUGCUCGGCCGACAUGUUCUCAGUGUCGAGCAAAGCAUAGCGAUUGUGUUUACCGGCAAACACCUGAGGAUAAUUUCAGAAAGAGGUUAGAAGCGCUUCAGGUGUCGCACCCUGCUGCCGUUAUCUAUCGUGCUAUACAGACUCGGCCAGAGGCUGAAGUCCACGAGAUUGUCCGUCGCAUUCGCGCCGGUGCCGAUGCCGAGACUAUCGCGCGUCAACUCAGCACAGCCGAUCUCCUUCUUCAAGUUCAACUAGAACCCGAAACAAGAUGAGUUUCUUUACUUACCCUUAAUGCCCUCAUACUUGCCAAAUCCGUUGAACCCUUUCAUACACGCUUUGUUUCACGAGUGGAAUGAAAACGAUCACGCCGGCAAUGUCAGUGUCCCAUGGCUGUCGGAAUCCGAAGAAAAUUAUAAAGUCCAAUGCUUGAGACCAGUUCACGCAGCCUCUAUGAUGAUUGGAUACGUCGGUUUCCAAAGUUGGCGGUUCGUGAGGAAUCUGGUAGCUCAAUUUUUGGCAUGAUAUGCAGGAGUAAGGAUGGCUAGGCUAGUGGUUGUUUGAGAAAAAGAAUAUCGACCACAAAACAUCGUCG
Fusarium oxysporum Fo47 is the source of this 922-nucleotide messenger RNA. RefSeq names its product Zn(II)2Cys6 transcription factor domain-containing protein. The transcript has 2 exons. The record is from RefSeq and is a predicted model, not a curated record. NCBI's taxonomy places the organism in Eukaryota, Fungi, Ascomycota, Sordariomycetes, Hypocreales, Nectriaceae. The coding region runs from base 87 to 602 and encodes 171 amino acids. Gene Ontology annotation, molecular function: zinc ion binding; DNA-binding transcription factor activity, RNA polymerase II-specific. Gene Ontology annotation, biological process: regulation of DNA-templated transcription.